CCGAACACAGUCUCGGAGCGAAGAGAGAGAAAGAGAAAAAGGAGAAGAACAAAAAAUGCAGAGCGCAGCCGUCGCCCUCUCUCCUUCAGCCCCUCUCCUCAAGCUCCGACCUCCAUCCCGAUCAUCUCUAAACCCUAACCCUAACCCUAGAUUUCAUCCCAUCGCCGCUCUCUCUUCAUCUUCCUUCAGUCCCAAACCGAUCUCCAUCAAUGGCGCCUUCUCCCCUCUCUCCUCCUCCUCUCGCUUCCAGUCGCCUCUCUCGAUCUCCCCUCUCCCUACGCCGUCAGAUCGUGAGUUCGCCGUCAGAUCUUCGGCCGGCGAGAACUCCGGUGAGAAGAGCGACGGCAGCGCGCUGAUUCAGACGCUGCAGCUUGGGGCGAUGUUUGGCUUGUGGUAUCUCUUCAAUAUCUACUUCAACAUCUACAACAAGCAGGUCCUGAAAGUUUUUCCCUACCCCAUGACCAUGACAACAGUUCAAUUUGCUGUUGGAACAGUCCUUAUCCUUUUUAUGUGGAUGACAAACCUUUACAAGAGACCUAAGAUUUCUUCUUCACAGCUUAUGGCAAUUCUACCAUUGGCCGCAGUCCAUACCAUGGGUAAUCUUUUCACCAAUAUGAGUCUGGGCAAAGUUGCUGUUUCAUUCACCCACACAAUCAAAGCUAUGGAGCCCUUCUUUUCAGUUCUUCUAUCUGCCCUGUUCCUUGGAGAGAUGCCUACUCCCUGGGUGGUGCUCUCUCUCCUGCCUAUUGUUGGUGGUGUAGCUUUGGCAUCCAUGUCUGAAGCUUCUUUUAACUGGGCUGGAUUUUGGAGUGCAAUGGCUUCGAAUGUGACCUUCCAGUCACGUAAUGUGCUUAGCAAAAAGGUCAUGGUUAAGAAAGAGGAAUCGCUGGACAACAUAAAUCUCUUCUCCAUUAUAACUAUCAUGUCGUUCUUCCUGUUAACCCCUGUGACCUUAUUCGUGGAAGGCACCAAGUUCACUCCUGCAUAUGUGCAAUCUGUGGGCCUGAAUCUUCAACAGAUAUAUACAAGGUCACUUCUUGCUGGGUUAUGUUUUCAUGCUUAUCAACAGGUUUCAUAUAUGAUUCUAUCUAGAGUUUCACCAGUUACCCACUCUGUUGGCAACUGUGUGAAGAGGGUGGUGGUCAUCGUGACUUCAGUCCUCUUCUUCAGGACCCCUGUUUCUCCCAUCAACACUCUUGGGACUGGAGUGGCUCUUGCUGGAGUUUUCCUGUAUUCACAGCUGAAGAGAAUCAAGCCAAAGACUGCAUAAUUAUGUGUUUGAGUGUAGUUUGUGAGCAUGUAGCUGCGGCUCCUCGUUUUACUUUUCCUUUUUCCCUGUUACUUUGAGAAGUGAGUUGAUCGAGUCUGGAUGUUUAGGCUUUGUUUAGGGAUUCCAAUUGUUUUUUGUUUUUCCUUUUGCCGCUUCUAUCAAUUUUCAAGUUGUGUAUCUCAGAGUGACCGAUGAAAAGCCCUUGUCAUUUUUUUUCAC
Asparagus officinalis (garden asparagus) is the source of this 1489-nucleotide messenger RNA. Its product is annotated as phosphoenolpyruvate/phosphate translocator 2, chloroplastic-like. The transcript is spliced from 9 exons. The record is from RefSeq and is a predicted model, not a curated record. Gene Ontology annotation, cellular component: membrane; Golgi apparatus. Bases 56 to 1270 code for a protein of 404 amino acids. Gene Ontology annotation, biological process: transmembrane transport. NCBI's taxonomy places the organism in Eukaryota, Viridiplantae, Streptophyta, Magnoliopsida, Asparagales, Asparagaceae. Gene Ontology annotation, molecular function: antiporter activity.